This is a messenger RNA of Candidula unifasciata, 244 nucleotides long. Lineage: Eukaryota; Metazoa; Mollusca; Gastropoda; Stylommatophora; Geomitridae. The record is from the annotation of a GenBank genome assembly.
AUGGACUCGCGAAGUAUUGACUUCGCAAAGACAGCUUCAAUCGACCUGAUGACGCUCAAUAAUAAGGUGGUGAACAUGAGGCAGGUUGUGAAGAGAGCCAAGGUGCACGUGAUUAGCAAAUUGUGCAGACAUAUUCACAAACUCAAGAUGAAACAAGGAACAGAGGAACACAAAGCCAAAAACCUCCGCAAGGCUGAGAGACUGAUAGAAGAAAUUGAUUCUAUGAAGGUAAGAUUCUAUGCCA